Paramecium sonneborni is the source of this 1483-nucleotide messenger RNA. The record is from the annotation of a GenBank genome assembly. Lineage: Eukaryota; Ciliophora; Oligohymenophorea; Peniculida; Parameciidae.
AUGUUAAAAGAGAAACUGCAAGAAAUAAAGGAUUCAAAUACAAAUUUAUAUUAACAUUUGAAUAAUGUAUUAACAAAGAUCUUGCUGGAUAAUCCAAAAGUAUAAAUUAUUGAUGACUUAUUAAGAAUGCUUUUGAAUUAUUUGAAGAUUAUUCAUUUUAAGUAAAAUCAAAUGGAUUUACAUUUGAAAAAUAUAAUGAAUUUGAUAAUGCAAUAAGGACAAAGGUCACAAUGGAUUAGGGUAUUUAAUAAAAGACUUUAAAAUUGGUAAAUAAAAUAAAUCUUGGAACUGAUGAAGAACCAUAAGAAGCAACUUAAACAGGAUAUUUACCAAAUUUAACAGAAGAAGCUUAUUUAUAUGAAUGGGCUGGAGUAGGAAUUGAUGAAAAUUAUAAAAUAUUUAAAGCAUUGACAGUAAUUAAUAAAUCAUUAUAUAAAUGAUAGUUAUUAUCUGUUACAAAACAAGCAUCAAAAUUAAGAUUUUGGGGUAAAAUAAUGGGAAGAGAGAAAGAUUAUUAUAUUGCUGAAGGUGUUGCUACAAGUGCUGUUGAAGAUGGAGAAUUACCACCUGAAGUUGAACCUAGAGGAACUGGAAUCAAUACUAAAUCUUAUUGGGCAACAACUGAUUGUAUUUAUUUAUUAUCUAAUUUAGUAUUAAAUGAUAAAGAUUGGAUUGAAUUACCAUUAGUUACACCUUAAUAAAUUAAUGUUGCUAGAUAAAUUAAAUAUAUUUUUACUGGUAAUCUAGAAGCUGAUGUUAUUACUAAUCCUUAUUUCUUUGGAAAAGAAAAACAUUUAUUAAAAGCAUAAAUUGUUAGAAUCACAUAAUCUACUGUUAUUAUUCCAAAAGGAUAAUACAUUUUAAGAGAAGGUGAACCAAGAGAAAUUGAUCCAGCACCUGAAUAUAAAUUACCAGGAUUUCAUGAUUUAAAAACUUUAAAUGAUUGGAUACAUUUUAAUCAAAAUAUAUUAAAUGUAAAUUCUAUUUUUAUUAUAUUAUUUAAGUGUGGAAGAUUAGUUCAUUUAAUUCCAUCUGAACUACCAGAAGGUGUUGAACCAGAAGCUUAUUAAAAAUAAAUUGAAGCUGCAGAUCCUUUUGAAAAUAGAUUAAAACCUAUUUAAAAUGAUAAAUUACCUAAUAAUAAACCUGCUUGGAAAAUUAGAGUUGUAGGAGAUACAACUGAUUAUAAUCCAUUAGCCAAAGAUAUUAAUAAUAAAGUAAACAAUGGUGUUAUUAUAAUAAAAUCUUUAGUUUGGCCAGGAUUAGUCACAGUUUAUUCUGUAUCAAUAUAUAUUUAAUUAUUUUAGAAUAAAGUAUUAUCAUAAUUAUAUUAUGGUUAUGGAUUUAAAGCAACAACUAAUCAUUUUUAUCCAAAAUAACCAUAAUAAGUAUAAACAGAAUAGCCUGAUCUCCCUGAAUAACCAGAACCAAAUUUCCCUGCUGAAGUACCUAAAUAAGAAUAAGAAUGAUCAUUAUUAUUAUU